Pipistrellus kuhlii (Kuhl's pipistrelle) is the source of this 2964-nucleotide messenger RNA. It is a transcript of the gene PLA2G15, whose product is annotated as phospholipase A2 group XV. Lineage: Eukaryota; Metazoa; Chordata; Mammalia; Chiroptera; Vespertilionidae. The record is from RefSeq and is a predicted model, not a curated record. The transcript has 6 exons. Gene Ontology annotation, biological process: ceramide metabolic process; phosphatidylcholine metabolic process. Gene Ontology annotation, cellular component: lysosome. The coding region runs from base 289 to 1515 and encodes 408 amino acids.
GCCAGCGCUGAGCCUGAGCAGAUCGAUGCGCUCGGCUCGCAGCGCUGUCAAGGGAGCAAGUCCGCGACCCGCGAGAGCCCGGAGGGCGGUGCCAAAGGGGGCGGGACACCCUGGUGGAGGCGCGUCCCUAUUGGCUGGCCGUUUGCGGGGAGCUGGGCUCUGAUUGGCCGGGCCGCCGGGGAGGCGGUGGGCGGCGGGGUUAAGCGCGUCGCGGCCGCGCCCGGCCCAGGCGCAGGCCAGGAGCUCCGACCCCGCGCCCACCGGGACCCGGUCCGCCCCGCGCCCGCCAUGGGCCCGCGCCUGUGCCCGCGCCGCGCGGCCCUGCUCCCCGGCGGCCUCCUGCUCCUCCUGAUGCUCGCGGACCCGGCGCUUCCGGCCGGACGCCCCCCUCCGGUGGUCCUGGUGCCUGGUGAUUUGGGCAACCAGCUGGAGGCAAAGCUGGACAAGCCGAAGGUCGUGCACUACCUCUGCUCCAAGAAGACAGACAGCUACUUCACCCUCUGGCUGAACCUCGAGCUGCUGCUGCCCGUGAUCAUCGACUGCUGGAUCGACAAUAUCAGGCUGGUCUACAACAGGACGUCCCGGGCCACCGAGUUUCCCGAUGGGGUGGAUGUGCAUGUCCCCGGCUUUGGGCAGACCUUCUCCCUGGAGUUCCUGGAUCCCAGCAGAAGCAGUGUGGGUUCCUAUUUCCACACCAUGGUAGAGAGCCUUGUGAGCUGGGGCUACACAAGGGGUGAGGACGUCCGGGGGGCCCCUUAUGACUGGCGCCGAGCUCCAAAUGAGAAUGGGCCCUACUUCCUGGCCCUCCGGGAGAUGAUCGAGGAGAUGCACCAGCUGUAUGGGGGCCCCGUGGUGCUGGUUGCCCACAGCAUGGGCAACAUGUACACGCUCUACUUUCUGCAGCGGCAGCCACAGGCCUGGAAGGACAAGUACAUCCGUGCCUUCGUGGCACUGGGUGCGCCCUGGGGGGGCGUGGCCAAGACCUUUCGCGUCCUGGCCUCAGGGGACAACAACCGGAUCCCGGUCAUUAGUCCCCUAAAGAUCCGGGAGCAGCAGCGGACCGCCGUCUCUACCAGCUGGCUGCUGCCCUACAACUACACCUGGUCCUCCGAGAAGGUCUUCGUGCGCACGCCCACGGCCAACUACACGCUGCGCGACUACCGCCAGUUCUUCCAGGACAUCGGCUUCGAGGACGGCUGGCUCAUGCGGCAGGACACGGAGGGGCUGGUGGAAGCCGCCGUGCCGCCCGGCGUGCCCCUGCACUGCCUCUACGGCACUGGCGUCCCCACCCCGGAUUCCUUCGCCUACGAGAGCUUCCCGGACCGCGACCCCAAGAUCUACUUUGGCGACGGCGAUGGCACGGUGAACUUGCAGAGCGCCCUGCAGUGCCAGGCCUGGCGCAGCCACCAGGAGCACCAGGUGUCCCUGCAGGAGCUGCCGGGCAGCGAGCACAUCGAGAUGCUGGCCAACGCCACUACCCUGGCCUACCUGAAGUUCCUGCUCCUGAGGCCCUGAUUCUGGUGCCAGGCAAGGCUGUGGGAUGGCAUGGCCACAGCGGCUCCUGGACCUCCCCAGGCGGCCGCGGCCCGUAAAGUUAGCGGUUUGUAACUGACCUUCCAAGGCCACACAAGGUCUCGGGUGAUGAAACAUCUGCCGUUGGGAAGGGCCGUGUCUUAUCCUUCCUCUGGGAGUGAGGAAGGAAGAAAUAGUCUGGCCUCGCUCAAGGGACUCUGAAUGCAGAGAACGCUGCUGCUGAUGGAAUCGUUGUGACCUCAGGACCGGCGGCAGGUGGACUGGCUGCACCUGGAUCCCAUACCCCAACUCAGGGUCCAUGUGUUCCUUUUCUACUCCUGUGGUCAUUGCACAUGGCCCACUAGGCCCCCCUGGCCCUUCAGACUUCCUGUGAGGGAUGUUACUGAGCUGUGGUCCCAGCGACGGGCUCCCUGGUCCCUAGGGUGAUCCUUCCCACAAGCUGGCCACAGGUACCGCUGCCCCUGGCCACGGGGAGCUGGAGCUGCUGACUUUGCUGAGGCCUCACUGCACAGCAGCCUGUGUGGCUCUCUGGGGGCAGCCUGUUUCCCCCUGCAGGCAGGGCUGGGCUGGGUUUUCUGUGGUUCCCAGGCUGUGGGGCGUUCACUCCUACCUCCCUCACCUCCAAGAACGGCCUCGCUGAGGAUUGGGCAGCACACACCCCCCCCCCCCCCCCCCCUAGAUCUGCAGGCUGUAUCCCAGGAGCUCUGAUCCCCUAUUUGGGCUGUUGCCGGCAGACAGUAUCGAUGCUGGCUCCCUUCACCCUAUUCAGGGCUGAGAGCAGGACUCGGUGCCAUGGCCUCUUAGAUCCCGAUGGAGAAAGAGAACUCAAGAGCAGACCAAGGUGACUCCGAGCUUCCCCAUAGGGUUUCUCUAGGACCCAAGGGGCCAGCACAGGGCUGAGAGGAGGUUGGGCUCCUGCCCACCCUGCCCAGCACCUACCUCCAUCAGGCAGCACCGUGGUGUGUAGUCUUCAGGGACUAGUUCAGGAACUUCUGUGGGCCCCCCAUGAGAGCCAGGUGCCUUGGAGUCCCCCCUGCGGGGUUCCUGUCUGCCCCCAGAUGCUGCGUGGGUCAGGCAUGUCAAACUCAAAGGCUAACACGGGCCAAAUAAACUAGGCACACGGCCUGCGGGCUGCGAGUUUGACAUGUGUGGCACAGGUCUUCCUGUGAGAGCAGGGCUGGAGAGUCUGGAUCUGCCUUUCGGCAGUGGUCUCUGAGGGGGCAGUGGCUAUAGGCCAAGACUUGGUUCUAGCCUCGGGUGCGGGCCCAAAACCACAACCAGGCUGGACUGUGCUGCCCUCCCACAGGCUUCUUUGGACCCGGGUUUUCUCUGUUGUGUACGUACCCAGCAUCUGUCUCUCUCUGUUCCUGAGUGGUGGGCUCUGAGCAGGCUGUGUCUUGAUUAUGGCAAUAAAAGUAUUCUGGAUGCUGU